Nezara viridula (southern green stink bug) is the source of this 273-nucleotide messenger RNA. The record is from the annotation of a GenBank genome assembly. NCBI's taxonomy places the organism in Eukaryota, Metazoa, Arthropoda, Insecta, Hemiptera, Pentatomidae.
AUGGCUACUCGAUCCAAUAAAGAGAAGUCCACUUUUGGAAGGGAGCCAGAGGGGAGGCAAUUAUCAUCAAUUUCCCAUCAUCAGCUGUUCCAAGGGCACCACACUCCAGCUGACCUCGAAGAUCACGAACACGCCUCAGCGGGGCGUGCCCCGCCUCAUCGCUGGGAACAGGUUUCAUCAGCUGGUGUCGGGUCAUCGUUCUUUGAUCACCACCCUGCCCGCUACAAGGCGGGGCAAGUUCAACCUUCUUACGUACAAGGCAGUAAACGAUAG